AUGCCGAAGCGCUCCUGCCCCUUCGGGGACGCGGCCCCGCUCCAGCUGAAGACCCGCGUGGGGCUGCGGGAGCUGAGCCGCGGCGUGCGGGGCGAGGAAUACCGGCGGGAGGUGUUCGAGAGGACCCGGCGGCUGCUUUUCAGGGGUGCCCAGGCGUACAUGGAGGGCUCGGCAGCCGCCGCCCGUCCGGCGGAGCCGGGGCCGGCCGGGGAGGCGCAGGGCGAGGGGCCCCGCUGGAGCGGGCAGCUCCUCAUCGGCCACGACGGGAAACUGCGGCGGCGGCCCGCGGAGAGGGUUCCGCCGGUGGGAGCGUCCAGAGCCUGCUCGUCGUGUGUGAGAACGGCCGAUGUGAAGGACGCGUGUGCUCACUGUGACCGGUUCGUCUGCCAGAGCUGCAGCAGGCUCUGCAGCUGCUGUAACACGGUUACCUGCUCUUUGUGCUCCGCUGUUAAUUAUGGUGAUAUGGGAGAGCAAGUUCUCUGCAAUGGUUGUUCAGUAUUUCAAGUCUGAAACUCGAUGAAAUAACCCUUGUGGCUAAAACGUCCAUGAAUUUCAUGAAGUCUUCUUACAGCUGACCAACUAAUCCUUUUAGCAUGUGAAUUAGUUAUGGAGUUUCUAAGUUUUAUAUCUUUAUAUUGUACUUUUAAAUACUGUAGCUGAAUAAACAUUUAUAUUUUAAAGCUUUUUAGAUUAUUUUGAGUCGGCUUUCUCCUUUUCCCUAGUUGUGAUAUGCCUGUCUGGAAGGGACCACUGUGCUCUCACCUGGUGUUCCUGAUGUGAUGCAGGAUUCAGAAUAUUCUCUCCACAUGUUGGUCAUGUUAGGACACGCUUUUGUGGGAUCAGAAUAGAAAUCAGUUGCUCCUUCUGUUCUUUCAGCACUAAUAAAUGAAGCAGGAUGAUGACAGAUCUCUG
Molecule: messenger RNA, 912 nt
Organism: Cinclus cinclus
Lineage: Eukaryota; Metazoa; Chordata; Aves; Passeriformes; Cinclidae
Gene: SIVA1
Product: SIVA1 apoptosis inducing factor
Exons: 5
Coding region: 1-510 (169 amino acids)
Biological process (GO): extrinsic apoptotic signaling pathway
Molecular function (GO): CD27 receptor binding
Source: RefSeq, a predicted model, not a curated record